Messenger RNA from Drepanopeziza brunnea f. sp. 'multigermtubi' MB_m1, 1626 nucleotides. RefSeq lists its product as uncharacterized. Gene Ontology annotation, cellular component: chaperonin-containing T-complex. The record is from RefSeq and is a predicted model, not a curated record. Gene Ontology annotation, biological process: protein folding. NCBI's taxonomy places the organism in Eukaryota, Fungi, Ascomycota, Leotiomycetes, Helotiales, Drepanopezizaceae. Gene Ontology annotation, molecular function: ATP hydrolysis activity; ATP-dependent protein folding chaperone; ATP binding.
AUGUCUGCCGCGCAGCUUCUCAACCCGAAAGCAGAGUCCAGAAGAAGAGGAGAAGCUCUGAAAGUCAACAUCAGCGCUGGUGAGGGCCUGCAAGAUGUCCUGAAAUCGAACCUGGGUCCGUUGGGGACCAUCAAGAUGCUUGUUGACGGUGCUGGCGCGAUAAAACUUACCAAAGAUGGCAACGUUCUGCUACGAGAGAUGCAAAUCCAAAAUCCUACGGCGGUCAUGAUCGCGAGAGCAGCCACGGCCCAGGACGAUAUCUGUGGUGAUGGCACAACUUCUGUGGUUCUACUUGUGGGAGAACUCCUGAAGCAGGCAGACAGAUAUAUUUCGGAAGGUUUACAUCCUCGAAUCGUCACCGAUGGCUACGAAAUCGCGAAGACCGAGGCUCUGAAGUUCUUGGACACUUUCAAAUUAGAGAGAGAGGUCGACCGAGAGCUUCUGCUGUGCGUUGCUCGCACAUCCCUCUCCACGAAACUCAACCACACGCUCGCUGAUAAGCUCACCCCCGAUAUCGUGGAUGCAGUCCUCGCCAUCUACCAAGCCCCAGCGAAGCCCGAUUUACAUAUGAUCGAGAUCAUGAAGAUGCAACACAGAACCGCUUCCGACACACAACUCAUUCGAGGUCUUGCGUUGGAUCAUGGUGCCAGACAUCCCGACAUGCCCAAGAGAGUGGAGAAUGCGUUCAUCCUAAGUCUGAACGUAAGCUUAGAGUACGAGAAGUCAGAAAUCAACUCUGGGUUCUACUACUCGAGCGCGGAACAAAGAGACAAACUUGUGGAGAGUGAACGCCGAUUUGUGGAUGAGAAGCUACGAAAGAUCGUGGAGUUGAAGAAGGAAGUUUGUGGCAAUGAUCCCAAGAAGGGCUUCGUUAUCAUCAACCAAAAAGGAAUCGACCCCCUGUCUCUCGAUGUGCUCGUCAAGAAUGGUAUCUUCGCUUUGAGACGGGCCAAGAGACGUAAUAUGGAGAGAUUGCAGUUGAUCUGUGGUGGUACUGCGCAGAACAGCGUGGAUGACUUGUCACCAGAGAUUUUAGGAUGGGCAGGAAACGUUUACGAACACCAGCUUGGAGAGGAGAAGUACACGUUUAUCGAGGAUGUCAAGGACCCCAAAUCGGUAACGAUCCUCAUCAAGGGACCCAAUCAGCACACCAUCACCCAAAUCUCUGAUGCGGUUCGGGAUGGUCUUCGAAGCGUAUACAACAUGAUUGUCGACAAGAGUGUUGUUCCAGGUGCAGGAGCUUUCCAGGUAGCAUUGGCUGCCCACCUGAAUAGCGAGGCUUUCCGCAAAACGGUAAAGGGAAAGGCGAAGUGGGGAGUUCAAGCUUUCUCAGACGCCAUGUUGAUCAUUCCAAAGACUCUGGCUGCGAACGCUGGUCACGACGUCCAAGACGCGCUUGCCAGUCUGCAGGAUGAGCAAGCCGAGGGCAAUGUCGUCGGACUGGACCUGAAGUCUGGUGAACCGAUGGACCCUGUUCUCGAAGGUGUCUACGAUUCAUUCCGUGUCUUAAGAAACGCAAUUGCUUCCAGUUCUGGGAUCGCAUCAAAUCUCCUUCUCUGCGAUGAGAUGUUGAAGGCGAGGCAGAUGGGUCGUCAAGGAGGCCCUGGACCGGAUAUGGACGGCUAG